UCGCAGUUCGUCUCUUCCUUGCUUUCCUUCCUGUCCUUUCUUCAACCAAGCUCUCAGCUUUCCUGUUCCCUCUUGUCCGCCUUCGCACCUUCAGUGUUGUCUAGCCGCGGACACAGGGACUGUUUCGGACACCCUCUUCAUCGAAGCACGCCACCAGUCGAAGAACAAAGCGUUCACCAGUGCCCAAGCGUCCUCCCGCCAGGCGGGGUGCCUUUCUCAGGCCGGGGCUUUUCUAGCUUCAGUGUCACUUCAUCGCUUUCUUCAAAGCCCUCACUGUCUGCUACGAUCAGCAAUCCCUCUUCUCUCCCCCACGAACGAAGACCUGUCAUGCCUUCUACUUCCACCAAGUACUACAACAGGCCUUCGUUCUUGGCGUCACCCCCAGACUACGCUCUGCCUUCGUGGUCUGAUCAUGGCCCUUCGAGGGACGUGUAUAGGGAGCACAAUGGGAGGGAGGGGACCCAAGGCGCCUCGUCUGGCGCAGCCAUGCUCGCCAUCGCGCACGCGAACACUCGCAACAACAUCCCGCGAAGCUUCGGAUCUGUCGGGGCGAGGAUGUACGCGGCGUCGCAGGAUCAGCACGCCAGGGUGCCCUUCCCUGACCCUCCGACUCUGGCUGACAUACAGCGGAUGGAGCCAGACCUGUCCCCUGCAUCCAUGCGGCGCCGCGCCUCUGAUGUGGAUGACCGUCCCUUGCCCCAGGAGUUGAUCGAUGAUGCUAUGGGCGACGAGGAAUCUGACGUCUCCAUGUCCCCUCCGUGCUACGUGAGCGGAGACUUCUACCUUGAUCGCCCGGUCAUUGAAGAGUCGUCUCCCAUCAUCUUCGGCACGGUCGCACAGGACCAGGUUGCCUUCGGUGGAGCCUCUGCGAAGUCUCUUGGCUGUCCGUCGGCCCUUGAACAGGAUAUCGCGAUGGAAGAGGACAGCCAGUCUUUCUUCGACACGCCAAGCCCGACGGUGGUCAGCCGCGACACGGUCCAAGACCAGAAGCUACAGGAGAAUGUGGCUUUGACCGAGUGGGCUGUGUGCUACAUGUACGACUACGUGAUGACGGGUGAAUUGCCCAAUGAUGACUCCACAAACCGUAUCGCAGUCUGGCGCAACUUCAAAGCUUUUGGUGGUGCCGUCGAGCGUGUUUGGAACAUCCUUUCGGCGAUGUCGCUUCCGCGGUCCGCAGUCUUCCUCGCCCUUUGGUAUGCGACCCGCCUUCGCGCCUCUCACCGUACCCCCAUCUCGCAGAAGGAUGCUGCGCGGUACAGGCUGCGGUCUGCACUCUUGGACAAUGGCAGGGCACCCAUUGAAGAUCGUGUCGUAAGGAGCCUCGUUGUAGGCCUCAUGAUGGCGGACAAGUGGUUAGAUGACCACACCUUCAUCCUCAAGACCUGGCAUGAGGUGACGGACAUUCCCAUGGCUACGCUGCGUAGCAUGGAGGCCAACGCGUUGGCCGUUCUCAACUUCAACCUGACGAUCAAACCGUCUGUUUGGCAGUUGUGGCUUGGGCAUAUCGAAGCCUGGCACGUCAAUCUGGGGGAUGUUUGCUUUACCAGGGAGCAUCAGCGUACGACCAUAGACAACAUCCUAGACGACAUCUUCACCUCUUCUCGCCCAAGCGAUGAUCCUGCCCACCCCGAGCCUCGUUUCCUGCUUGCUCCAAAGCAUUCCAUCGCCGACCAAGACCAGAACAGUAUCUGGGACCUUCGCACGUCUGCGCCCGAGUGUCCUGAUCUUCCUGCCCCAGCGGAAUGGGUCCCCGAGAAGGAUCCGGUCGUAUAUAGGGCGAAGCCGAGGACGUCCGGCACUGCGCCGGGCAUGUACCACGCCAACGGUCUCACCGCCCAAGAUAUCGCGAACGCAAUGGCGGGUGGCGUCCCGGCGACGUUACCGCCUCCUGGCCUACAUGGCAAAGUUUCCCGGAACGCGUCGAUGAUCCAUCCGUCAUACACGUAUGGUGGUUAUGGGUACCCCGUCACAAAUGUGCGGUGUGCUCCUUCGUGGGGUGCUGCGCCAGUAUACUAGUCGAUGUUCUGGACUUUCCUUCUCUCUUUCCUUCUGUCUUUCUGGCAUGGCCGAAUAGCCACCCAGGGGACCGUUAUGCCUAUCCUUCAUCAUCUUGUAUUUGUGGGCCCCGCGCUCGCGCGGUUCUAGCUCACCAAUCAUGCAUCUCCUGGAUACGCCUCUUCUCUCUCUUAGUGGAAACCCUACUAAUACACCCUCCUUGGAGUCAUUGGGUUGGCGCUGCGCGAACGCGCUUAGAUGUGUGGUUCACCUCCUACUGUACGGGCUUGGUAGUCGACUCCUGGAGCUUGUUCAUAUCUACUAUCAGUGAUUACUUUUCGGUUCCUCGCAACGAACAUUGAUACUGUAGUUAGCCUAGUUGACCUCCCCGUCCGUCGUCUCUUGACUUCUUUUCACGUCUGGCCCGCUUUUCGUGAUGCGUGUUUUGUGUUUUUCGUCCGGCCGUAUCUUACCUAUCUCUACCUACUCCUUGACUGCUCUCGGCGCUCUGUGGACUCGGGCAUCGGUGUCGGUUGGUGUUUGUAUAUUUUGGUAAUCUAGUGGGGACGGUAUGGCUCGGUGUGGCUUAUACAUACGUUGGACGACGACGAUUUAGUACGUUCCUGCAGUAGAUACGCGGUCUUACUCUACUCUAUGAAUGUCAGAUCCUCUGGUCGUGUCCA
Stereum hirsutum FP-91666 SS1 is the source of this 2678-nucleotide messenger RNA. RefSeq lists its product as uncharacterized. Gene Ontology annotation, cellular component: cyclin-dependent protein kinase holoenzyme complex; nucleus. NCBI's taxonomy places the organism in Eukaryota, Fungi, Basidiomycota, Agaricomycetes, Russulales, Stereaceae. The transcript is spliced from 4 exons. Gene Ontology annotation, biological process: regulation of cyclin-dependent protein serine/threonine kinase activity. Gene Ontology annotation, molecular function: cyclin-dependent protein serine/threonine kinase regulator activity; protein kinase binding. The record is from RefSeq and is a predicted model, not a curated record. Bases 328 to 2016 code for a protein of 562 amino acids.